CCACCGUGUGCUAAACGAGCAAUAUCGUUAUAUAAAUAGAAAGUUUAUCCACUUGAGCUGCACUUUCCGCAUCUAAAUUGAAAUAGGUAUAUAUUUUGGACAUUGGAGAAAGAAGGAUGCAAGAGACAGGGUGUAGAGAGUGCGCAUUUGAAAUCGCCCACGUGUAGUUGUCGAUCAUCGAAACGCGGUGAUGAAGCGAGCGAGGCCACGUUAUCAGCUUCGCUGAUAGGGGAAGAAAAAAGGCGGAAAUAUAUCAAAUAGACGUGAGCGAGUCACACGCUUGACUCACGUAGCUCUAAUCGCAUAUAUGGCGGAUUAAGACAGGCGUGUAACAUGACGCAGAUCGUCGCGGUUCUGUCCAGGAUUCCUAGGUUAUCUCACCAUCUGCGACUGCGUUUGCCAAAGCUAUGCGUUGUCGACGUUUCGCCAGAACAAGCAGAUGUUUUGUCCAAACUUGACACAGCAGAAAUAUUAGUGGCCGAUUGUGAUUUAUUAAUACCUUAUGCAAACAAAUUAACAUCAGUCAAAUGGAUACAGUCAACAUGGGCUGGCUUGGAGAAAUUUAUUCCAUUUGUACAGAAUACGCAAAAAAAUUAUAUACUCACUCGUUUCUCUGGUGAAUUAUUUGGGUUAGCCAUGUCUGAAUAUGUGAUAGCGCAAAUUGUCAAUUUUGAACGUGAUCAAAGACAACAGUAUGAGAAUCAGAGGCUUGCUAUAUGGAAAGAAAAUGGGAAACUGAAAAACCAUAGGCUUAUACGUGAUUUGACCAUAGGAAUCUUAGGGCUUGGAACAAUAGGGAAGAUUAUGGCAGAGAAAUUAAAGUUAUUUGGUGCAACUAUCUGGGGAAUGACACGCAGUACACCAAAGGAAAAAUUAUCAUAUGUCGAUGAAUAUAGAACUAUAGAUGGCUUGCAAGAUAUAUUAAAGAAUUGCGAUUAUAUUAUUAAUAUAUUGCCAUUCACCCAAAACACAGAUGGACUUUUGAACGGGACCGUCCUACAACAUUGUAAAACCAAAAAUUCUGUUUUUAUUAACAUAGGCCGUGGCUCUGUUAUUAGAGAAGCAGAUCUGAUAAAUGCUCUUGAACAAAAGUGGAUUUCGGCAGCUAUUUUAGAUGUGUUUGAGAAAGAACCAUUGCCAAAAGAGAGCAAGUUAUGGAAUUUUUCACAAGUGACUAUCUCACCACACAUGUCUGGUGUGACAGUUGCACAUGAUGUUGCAGAGCAAUUUGCUGCAAAUUAUGCUAGGUAUAUGCAAGGAGAAAGUAUGAUAAAUAUAUUUGAUUUUAAUAAAGGCUAUUGAUUGUACUGUACCUGUAUAAUGUCAUGUCAAAAUAGGUGUCAUAGAAUAAAAU
Molecule: messenger RNA, 1354 nt
Organism: Cataglyphis hispanica
Lineage: Eukaryota; Metazoa; Arthropoda; Insecta; Hymenoptera; Formicidae
Product: glyoxylate/hydroxypyruvate reductase A-like
Exons: 4
Coding region: 334-1302 (322 amino acids)
Molecular function (GO): NAD binding
Source: RefSeq, a predicted model, not a curated record